AUGAAGCUCUCAUCCAUCCUCGCGCUGCAGCCGCUCGCCGUCGCCGCCUCCGUCUUCGACACGAUCCUGCCCACCACCGCGCCGCGCAAGACGUCAGAUCCGUGGGAGUGCUCGACCAGGACACUCGUGUCCUUCUUUGACGUGCCCAAGCCGACCGGCGCACUCCUCGACGCGCUCUUGUCUUUUGGCGACGACCUGUACGCCAGCUGCGCGCCCACCGCCACCAACCACGUCGGCCAGACCGUCUGCGCCUUUCCCGCGCACUCGCGGUGGUGCGCGUUCGCCACCGCGGCGCCCGCCACGGUGUUGCCCGCGUACUCGUCGUACGCAAGCAGCGCCUCCGUCUGGUGGAGCGAGCACGCCGCCGACGCCGCCGCCGAGGCCGAGUUCUGCCCCAACGCCUGGCGCAAGGCCAUGAUGUGGUUCGCCAACGGGCCCGAGUGGCUUAACGACACGAUUGCGUUUGCGGGCUGCUACGCCGCCGCGCAAGUCACGGGGGAGUCGUCUAGGUCGAGCAGCCUGCCGGAUGCUACGGCCGGCGCGGGCGUUACAACGCCGACGUCGGCGUCUAAGACGGCUACCAUGACCACAACAGCGGAGGCGCAGACGCCGAGUAAGUCCAGCAGCGCCGCCGCAGGGACGUUUGGUAAAUCUUGGGUCGUCAUAGGUGUGGUGGUGGCUGGUGCAGGGGCUAAUAUCCUGUGGUAG
Messenger RNA from Cordyceps militaris CM01, 708 nucleotides. RefSeq lists its product as uncharacterized. Lineage: Eukaryota; Fungi; Ascomycota; Sordariomycetes; Hypocreales; Cordycipitaceae. The record is from RefSeq and is a predicted model, not a curated record. The coding region runs from base 1 to 708 and encodes 235 amino acids. The transcript has a single exon.